Megalobrama amblycephala (Wuchang bream) is the source of this 7116-nucleotide messenger RNA. It is a transcript of the gene tex2, whose product is annotated as testis expressed 2. The record is from RefSeq and is a predicted model, not a curated record. Gene Ontology annotation, cellular component: endoplasmic reticulum. The transcript has 12 exons. The coding region runs from base 1250 to 4471 and encodes 1073 amino acids. NCBI's taxonomy places the organism in Eukaryota, Metazoa, Chordata, Actinopteri, Cypriniformes, Xenocyprididae. Gene Ontology annotation, molecular function: lipid binding.
AUCAUAAAGACAGUCACUUGUCACCUCCUACUGGCAUAACAAUGUAAUCUGCACUGAAGUCACUGUAAAAUCCCCACCAGUAAUGCUGCCUUCAUGUGCUAUCGGAAAUUUGAUAAUUCCUACUUCUUUUACGAGCUCAUUGCAAUCAAGUUGAAAUGGGAAGGCGUUCCUGUGCAAUUUUUUUACCUAGGAAACUCGUAUUUAUGAUAAUUCCAAGAGCACGUGAGGCAGCAAUAAUACACAGACUGACAGCCUGUCUAGAACGUCCCACAAAAAGAAUCCCUGGUGAAAAUUGUUGUUAGAACAUCAGUAUUCUUGGAAGACCUCUCGUCCAAUCAGAUUUGAGGACCGGAAGUCCGGAUCUAACUCUUAUAUGCUGAAAAUAAAAUCUCUAACAAGAUAAAAUGAAUAAUUUUUUUUUUAUCUCUUUAAAGAGUGGUGGAAGUGACAGUGUGUUCCGCUGACUUUAGAUAAUCUCGCCUCAUGUUGAGGACAGCAAUAGCUAGUAAAACUUUGACCUGCCAUUUAUAAACAUUAGACCUAAAAUUAUGACAUACAUUUUUAAAUUAAAUAAAUCCAAUUAAACAAAUAAAUACAAGUACUUACUUUUCCAGAGUGCAACACUCUUUUUGGUCACUUUCUGUAUAUAAUUAAAUCACAAUUUGAAUAGCAUUUUUUCAUGAUACUAAAUGGAACAUGUGCAUAUGACUGUGAACUCAGUGCUGAUGCAUAAACAGAUAAAGAGAUGGAAUGCUGACUACAUAAUUUAUGACAGUAUGCAUAGAUUAUGUUUUUUUACGUCUAAAGAACUUCACAACAUUUGUAAAACUUUUGUUUUUGGACCAACAAGGAAGUUUUAAGAUCUGAAACUUGCAGUAUGCUUUUAUAGCACAAAUGACCUCUUAUAUGUCAAAAGAACAAGGAAAGUUUUAUUUCUCAAUUCAUGACUCCUUUUACUAGUUUUUGAUGAGCAAUGCUGGUGUGUUGUCAUGUUUGUUCUUGUUUUGAUUCAUGUCUUUUAUUAUGUCAUGUCUUUUAAUUUGAAGUUUUUUCCUGUUCAUAGACCAGUCUUGUUCAUUGUUUCCUGUCCCUCAUCUUCCCCAUUCCUGUCUUGAUUGUGUUCAGGUGUUCCUUGUUUGCAUCAUUAGUUCUGUUGCGUAUUCAUAGCCCACAUGUUUCCUUUGACUGGUGUGUAUCUUUGGCUUUAUUUAACCCUCUUCUUUGGCUGUGAGCUCUUUUGAGUGGUGCCAUGACCAGCCAGGGUGGUGACCAUGCAGACACACUAAGCCCCCCAACUUCUUCCUCUUCCUCUUCUCGGCCCGCAGCAGCCCGUAAGGUGCAGGUGCAGCGCUCGCUCUCCCGAGAUACUAUUACCAUACACUUUUCUGCCAAAGGAAAUGAGGAAGAGGAGGAGGAAGAGGAGCUCUACAGGCUAGCUGAUUCCCCUUCUGGUCUUGAAACUGAAGAUCAGGGUGUAGUCACAGCUCAGGAGGCCAGUGAGGACCUUCUCUCUGAAGGGCUGGGAUUGGACAUGGUUACAGGACCAUCAUCCCAGACCCACAGUUCAGCCUUGGCUAUCCAGCACCCCUCCAUUAGCCUGGCUUGCACGUCCAUUUCUGGUCUCGUUAGCUCUUCAUGGCCCUCUGAACAAAAGUCAACUGCCCCGGUACCUUCCACCUAUUCAGCUUCCUCCAACUCAUCCCCAGCCAAGUCCUCUGCCCUACCCUCAAAGCCUUUCUUCAGCCUAGUGAAGUCCCUUUCCACAGAUGUGGAAUCUCGUGAGGCUCCCACUGUUGCCCCCCAGUCGAUAAGGCACCGGCAUUUGAUGAAGACCCUGGUUAAGUCUUUGUCCACAGACACUGCUCGAACCGAACAGGAGGCUUCAUUGACUCAUCGCCCCCCAGAUUCCCGUCUCAAUCUGCACCUUUUCAAGCCUUUCACCCAAACUCGUGUUCCUGCUGUCAGUGGAGACUCCAAAACUGCUCCCUCAUCCCCCCUCACCUCACCAGAUAGCCGCUCCUUCUUCAAAGUUCAGGAGGUGGAGGCACGUAUUGAAGACACUAAGCGCCGUCUGUCAGAGGUAAUGUAUGAGCCCCUUCAACUGCUUAGCAAAAUAAUUGGCGAGGAACCUGGUAGUGUCAGCACUUCCACAUCCACAACUGCAGGUGUCUCCUACCGGUCCAGAAACCUUUCUUCCAGCGCCUCUGAACUCUCCAACCUGUCUGCCCUCAAUGGCCACUCAGAAAGCAACAAUAACUACUGCAUCAAGGAAGAGGAAGACCUAGAGGGCGAAAGUCCUCUUGAUGGCGCAACUGUUGAGUUGCCUCUGCACAGGUCACCCUCGCUGGGCUUGGACAGAUGUUUUAUGUCAACACUUGCUCGUCAGGAAGAUGAAGAGUUCUGUGAGCUCUACCCUGAAGACUUUGAGCUCUGCAAUGACACAGAGUUAGAUGGAGAAGGACCUCAUUCAUCUCAAGUCCGACGAGGGAGUACAGGGGGAUGCAGUGAGGAACCAACUGAAGGAGGGGAGGAGGAAGAGGAAGAAGAUGAGCCUCCAGGAGUACCCCACAACAGACUGAUUCUUCUUAUAGCUAUAGUUUAUGGAUGCUUUGUUUUGCCACUGCCUACCUAUGUGUGUUGGGUGUUGACGGGAGUGGUGGCAGGUUUCAUGCUGGCAAUUCUGAUGGUGUGGUUGUCAGCAAGAAGCAGACCUUCAUGGGGCCGUCAUAGCGGCUGGAACAAAAGAGAGCAAUGGAACAGGGUUCCUCUGGAUAUCAAAGAACCUACCAUCUACAAGGGUUGGAUGAAUGAGAUCUACAGCUAUGACCCUGAGACAUAUCAUGCCACACUCACUCACUCAGUGUAUGUGCGUCUGGAGGGCUCUGUCCUGCGACUGUCCAAACCUAACCGCAAUAUUCCCCGCCGGGCAACCUUCAGCGAGCUCAAACCUGAUAUCACCUACAUUAGCCAGAAAAUCUAUGAUCUUACUAACAGUAAGAUCUACCUGGUGCCUCAGAGCCUGGCCAGGAAAAGGGUGUGGAAUAAGAAGUAUCCCAUCUGCAUUGAGCUGGCCAAGCAGGAUGACUUCAUGGCCAAAGCUCAGGAAGAUAAGACCGAGGUGGUCGAGGAGAAGACCCCUGCACCAGGAGAUAAGACUGAGACAGUAGGCACUAGUGAGGAACCUAAGAGAGCACACACACAACCUGUGCUCUACCUGUUUGGGAGGACAGGAAGAGACAAAGAGGAAUGGUUCAGAAGGAUGCUGUUUGCAUCCAAACUGAAAUAUGAAGCCAAGAAGCCCACGGGCCUGCCUACAACAGGCUGUCUGGCUCAGAGCCGCAGCAGCAGUCGUGGCAGCCUGGAUGAAGUGCUCCAGUCUCAUCCCAGACAAAAAGACCUUGGUGCCAGUGUCAAACAGAAAGUUCUGGAAUACAAUGUCUACAUGGCCAAAUAUGUCAGCCAGUCCACUGGCAGCCCCGCCACAAGCCCUGUUCAGAGUGCUGGAAGCAGUCCGGGAACCGUUAAAAAGUUUCCAGAGAGUCGAGAGCAGGAGGCAGAGUCUGAGGCCUGGGUCAAUGCUCUUUUGGGCCGCAUUUUCUGGGACUUUCUUGGAGAGAAAUACUGGGCAGACGUUGUGUCUAAAAAGAUCCAGAAAAAGCUGAGUAAGAUCAGGCUGCCGUACUUCAUGAAUGAGCUGACCCUCACUGAGCUGGACAUGGGAAUAUCCAUUCCCAAGAUCCUUAGCUCCUCCAAACCAUCUGUAGAUCACAGAGGCCUUUGGUUUGACUUGGAGAUCUCGUACAACGGUUCCUUUCUUAUGACUCUUGAAACCAAGAUGAACCUGACCAGACUGGGAAAGGAGGGAGAAGGCUUAGGAGAACAGGGAAAAGAAGGACCCAGACCACGCACUUACUUCCUGGCCGACAGUGAUGAAGAAUCGUCGAGUGCAGGAUCUUCUGAUGAGGAAGAUACUGCUGAAGUGCCUGAAAUUCCAGGAGUGGAAGGCUAUGUUGGGGGACACCGACCCAGCAAAAUCAUGCGCUUUGUGGACAAGAUUGCCAAGUCCAAGUAUUUCCAGAAAGCCACAGAGACUGAGUUCAUUAAGAAGAAGAUGGAGGAGGUGUCCAACACCCCACUGGUCCUGACGGUUGAGGUUCAGGAGUGUCAAGGAACACUAGCUGUCAACAUUCCACCACCUCCAACAGACAGGAUAUGGUAUGGUUUCAGAAAACCACCUCGUCUGGAACUAAAAGCUCGGCCUAAACUGGGCGAGAGAGAGGUUACUUUUGCUCAUGUGACAGACUGGAUAGAAAAAAAACUAAAUCAGGAGUUUCAGAAAAUAUUUGUAAUGCCAAACAUGGAUGACGUCUGGCUGCCUAUCAUGCACUCUGCCAUGGACACACGUUCCAAUGCCAAUGCCUUGAAGGACGAAGAAACCUUGGACCAUGAGGAAUCCCUUGAUGACAUGUGAAGAUAUGUUGCUGUAUAAAUCAGAAGAUAAAUACUAAAGUCCCAUGAGGGCAAGACUAUACCUGACUUGAAAAUUACAGGUGCCAUAUUGCCCAUUGAAUAGAGCUGUGAAAAAUCUGAACACAUCCAUAACUAAAAGAAAGGACAAUAAUGCUUGCUUGCUUGCUUGCUUUUGAUUUGAUUGGGACAGUCCGAAUGCACAUGCUGUUGGCCCUCAAACAGGAUAGAGAUUUUGGUGAUGCACUAAAAUGCGUAAAGGUGAUGGAUGUUAAACAAUUAGUGAAGAGGCAGUAGAACAAGGAAAGUCUAUAUGUGACUAGGUAAAGUGUACACUACCUCUGUUUGAUGCACGCUGACUUACCAAAAGUCCUGGGGUCGCAUGGCACAACCUAAACUCUUUCCUGCAAUAGCCCAAGGCCUGGUCAGCAGAUAUGAUUUACAAUAUGAGGGCUCUCACUGGACUUUUAGUAUGACAGGGUGCCUGCAAACCACCUUGGAGGGUUUGAUAUUUGAAGACCGUGAAUCCUUGAGUCACAUGUUACAACAUGUUUAACAGAAAGCCAAAAGGGGGCAGAUUUGCACCCAUUUUUGAUUUCCUCAUGAUUGUCAUAUGCUUCUAAGCAACAAAUAAUUUCUUAGACACAACAGACCUACCAUUACACCAUUAUCCUCUUCCAUUCACCGCUGCCUGAGCCUUCUGUGUGGCGCCCGAUUAUGCAAUUAGAUCAAUUUCACUGUGCUCAAGCGGGACACCAGCCAACAACCCUUCAUUCCUAGGCGAUCCCUACCAAAACAGACUAUUCUAGUGGAUAGGGUUCAAGAGCUUUCUAUGUGAGCUAUAUCCAGUCAACCAUUGCCCCUCUGGGUGUAGAUCAGUGGUUCUCAAAUGGUGGGUCGCAGGUCUGUUCUCAGUACAGCAGGGGGGGAAACAUGCUAACAAUGCUAAUGUGCAUAGUUAGGGUAGCUAAAUAAACAGACUAAUCAACUUCAUAAACACUUACCCAUAUCUCUGUAUAGUUUUAGUUCGUCAUCUAAUCAAACCUAGUGUAUUUUGGUGCAAAUUCAUGUCACAGAACCCAAAAAGAUGUCAAUUUGUAGGUUAACCUGGAAGGCUAAUUGAUCUACUGGCUAAUCUAGAAUUUUUUUUUAUUUUUAUUUUUUUUGAUUGUACGAGUAAAAUUAGGUGUGGUAAACAUCACUUAAAGAGGCUUACACAUUUUUACAUAAAUUAUAUAUCAAAUGUGAAUUUGAAGCUGCUGUUUUCAUAAAUGUUAAGUUGCUAGAUGAAGAGUACAACCCAUAAAUGAACAUCCUUGUGGUUAUUUGUAUUCCUUUAGAACCACUAUUCCUAAACCCCAUGGCAAAGUCCCAUGGAUUGAAAAAACUAAAUCUCUUAGAGGUUUUUGAACUAAAGCCUGAAUGGCUCUAUUUGGCAGAUGCUGAUUGGUUGUGUGACAUGCCCUUACCUUCAAACCAUUCAUUAUAUAUGGUUAUUAUUCACUUGAAAUGAAGAUAAUUUUGCGCUGACCACAGUGUUUUAUGUGGUGAAUUAUUGGAUUCUUGGGCUAAAAACAAGUGCUAUUCUAUUAACAACACCGAUAAACUCUUAUGUUGUGUACAUGUGGAGAAGAUUGUUGAAUGUACAAAGCAUUUUUGUUCACCUUGUUUGGCAUAUUUUGUCAAGUGUUGAUAUGUGUUCAUUGUCAGGUAGACUUUUUUUUUUUUUUUUUUUUUCUCGUUAUACUGCGCUUGCAGGUCAUAUGGUGUAUAAAUCAGUUAGGAAGUUUCUGUUGGAUUAACAGUGGCAAGUGAACUUUGCCAUCUAAAAUAUCAUGAAUGAAUUUUGACAUUCGUCCAUUAUCAGAUACUCUACAGGUAUUGACAGGUCUGAGAAAGUGUUUUAUAUCCAAACAUGACAAGGUCUGUAUCUUAGCUGGUGCUAAGGUGUCAAUGAACGUAAAUUGUGGCUGUUUCCACAUACAUUUUGGACUUGGGUCCAAAUAAUCAAUACUAAAUGUACCUUGAUUUCAAUGCGUUUACGUUGAAUGAGUUUGACUACAAUAUUGCCAUUCACAAUUUAUCUUUUGUGCGUGCUCUGCCAACCGCUUAUUCCUUUGCACAAUGUUUUAUGUUUAUAUUGUGUUCGGCCAUAUUGACAACAUGAUUGUGUGUGGAAAUUGAUAAACGGCUUUUGCAAAAAUAAUUCCGGUGUUUCCAGUAAUUUUUUCAAAUGCACUUCAAACUUGUAUAAUUAAUUCAGAAUUUUGUGGAUUGCUUUUAAAAGAGCAACUUGGAGGGAAAAGCCAAGAGGCUCCAGUUAUAACAAGCCUUUACUGUUGCACCGUUUCUUGACCCGAGUGAGCCAUGAAGGGGCUCGACAGGUUCAGUGACAGUGCGCCCUAUAACACAGCAACAAAUAAUAGACACAGACAGCCAAAGACAUCCAUUUUGUUUUAUUAUGCACAAACUCAAACACAUACAGAAUUUUGCUUAACCACAAAAUGUCCUUUUACCCUAUUAAAGUUAUACAUCUCACAAAAACACAUGGCAAAUAACUCCGAUUUGUCUAGAAUUAAACACAUUCAUUACAGAUAAGAGCAUGGUGUGGGACAUACAAACCUUAGCCUCUUCCAAUUCACCUUCACC